Molecule: messenger RNA, 1249 nt
Organism: Rosa chinensis
Lineage: Eukaryota; Viridiplantae; Streptophyta; Magnoliopsida; Rosales; Rosaceae
Product: cytosolic sulfotransferase 5
Exons: 1
Coding region: 49-1053 (334 amino acids)
Biological process (GO): sulfation
Cellular component (GO): cytoplasm
Molecular function (GO): sulfotransferase activity
Source: RefSeq, a predicted model, not a curated record
GUUAAUAGGCACUCAAAUCUCAUCAUUUCGUGACUACCAGUACAUACCAUGUCACUACCUCAAACUCCUCCUUCUCUUCCCCAAUACUUGCAGGAAAUUGAGCUCAGCCAAGAAACCAGAGACCUAAUAUCCAAGCUACCUACUGAGAAAGCUUUGAUUUCAGGUAAUUUGCAUCAGUACAAGGGCUUUUGGUUCCCCACUAGGUAUAUCCAAGGAGUUUUAGCCUCCCAAAAACACUUUCAAGCCCAAGAUACUGAUAUCCUUCUUGCUACUACUCCCAAAUCAGGCACCACUUGGCUCAAGGCAAUUCUGUUUGCCCUAGUAAACCGAGUGCACUAUCAUCCAGACCCUCAGAACCAAGACCACCCCUUGCUCACAAACAAUUCUCAUGCUCUUGUGCCCUCCUUCGAGUCUAAUCUGUACUUUAAGAAACAGAUUCCUGACCUCACCUCCUAUGCCCCUCCCAGGCUCUUUUCAGCUCACUUACCACUAGAGUCUCUGCCACAAUCUGUUAAAGAGUCUGCUUGCAAAGUCGUCUAUCUGUGUAGAAACCCCAAGGACAUAAUAGUUUCACUUUGGCACUACACAAACAGAUUGAGACACAGGAGUAUGGGAACCAAUUCACUUGAAGAAGUAUUCCAAUACUUCUGCAGGGGAGUGAGUCCAUUUGGACCUUUUUGGGAUCAUGUGUCGGGCUAUUGGAAGGGGAGCUUGGAAAGGCCUGAAACGGUGUUCUUCAUCAAAUAUGAGGAAAUGAAAGAACAACCUGGUCUGCACUUGAGGAGGCUAGCUGAGUUCUUAGGGUGCCCAUUCUCACCAGAAGAAGAGGCACAGGGAGUGGUGGACAAUAUCUUAAGGCUGUGUAGUUUUGAGAAUUUGAGCAAUUUGGAUGUGAACAAAACAGGGAAAUUAUCGAAAACAGGGGUGGAGCAUAGUGCAUUCUUUCGGCGAGGGGAGGCGGGAGACUGGAGGAAUUGUUUGACAGCUGAGAUGGUGGAACAGCUAGACCGUAUCACUGAAGAGAAGUUGCAAGGUUCUGGAUUAAAAUUCUAAGUUUGCUUAUGUGUGUUUAUUUACUUCUUAGUUGUUCGUGUUUGUGUGUGUAAUUUGACCUUCGUUAGUUCCAAUAUCAGUAUCCUAAAUCUCGAUCAUGAAAUAAAAUGUAUGAACAUACUUUGAACUUCGUUAGUUCCAACGUCAAUAUAUGAAUCUCAUGAAAUAAAAAGUACUGCCGAUUUGUUAUCCAACA